AAGACCAAAAUCAAAUCAGUGUCAAUUUAUUGGCUCAUCCCUGUUAAGUUUCCCGAUUUUCCAUUUAUUAGGAUUAAAAUAAGAACAUAAGUAAUGAUAGGUAAUUAGAUACAAGACAGCGUAAUAAAUCCUUUUUAAAAAUCUAAUAUCUAUCAUAUAACUUUUAUAAGAUGAAUUUUGUAAAGCAAUUAUGGCGAACAUCACCGGCCAUUCGAAGUGCUUUUAUAGCAAAUUACUCUGCUGCAAGACCAUUAUGUUCAGUCACAACAAAUCCAAUAAAACCACUCGAAAUGGUGCCGCCAAGUACCGAGGAAUUAGACAAAUUGUAUAAACGCGUUGAAUUAGAGAUGAGAGGCAUUGACCCCGCUGUGCUGUUAAGUUACUCUUGGUUCUGUAUUGCUGCUGCCUCACAUUUAGGCAUUGAAGUUACUAAAAGUUGGACACUACGUAAAGCAGAGAAAGAGAGGCACACAUUGCUCAGAUGCGUUCAUAUUUAUAAAAAGCACAGAGUACAAUAUGAAAUACGGACUUACUUUAGGUUUAUUCACUUACAAAGAUUAACAGGAUCGACAUGUGACACUUAUUUGGAAUACAUUGAAAGAAACUUACCAGAAGGGUGUGCUUUGAAAGUCACUAAAGUGGAAUGCCAGCCAUUACCCGAUCAUUUGAACCCACCAACAGAAGAAUAAAUGUAUAUUUUGUAGUGUAGAGUUAGUUUAAUAAAAUACAUAUUUAAGGAUUGACUGU
Messenger RNA from Zerene cesonia (dogface butterfly), 747 nucleotides. It is a transcript of the gene mRpS10, whose product is annotated as 28S ribosomal protein S10, mitochondrial. The transcript has 3 exons. The record is from RefSeq and is a predicted model, not a curated record. NCBI's taxonomy places the organism in Eukaryota, Metazoa, Arthropoda, Insecta, Lepidoptera, Pieridae. The coding region runs from base 171 to 689 and encodes 172 amino acids. Gene Ontology annotation, cellular component: mitochondrial small ribosomal subunit; mitochondrion.